AUGUCUCGAUCUAUUCAAGUGGUUCGUGUUUCAAGAACAAUUUCAUUUAGAACGCAACAUCAGCGUUGUCAUCCGUCGAAAUCAGACAUUCAACCUAUUCCUAUCAUCCAUCUAAAAAUUUCAUCACUACAAGUUAACGCUACGAAUGAUUAUAAGCCUUCCGCGAAUAAAAAAACUGAGCUCGUUCCAUCUACAACGCAACCAACUGGUGCACGGCCAAAUCGAAUGACUUUUAAAGAUGAACAUCAUCAAAAGUUGAAUAGGAAUCAAAAGAAAUACUAUUGUAAUCGUAUUUGUCAUCGACAUACACUUGUCUGUUUAUUUUUGUCGUUACUUGUUCUUCUUCUUCUUGGUACGGGCAUUGCUGCCGUACUUAUGACAUUGAAUACAAAAACCACAACGACAACGACGACAGUAACAUUAACUACAGUGACGACUACAACAGCGACAACAACGACAACUACUACUACAACUACUUCUGUUCCUCCUUGUAGUUGUAGCAACUGUUAUGUUGUUAAUAGUACUUGCUGUUAUGCUGGUAUUUGUGGUGCUACGGGUAGUUCUUGUUAUUAUGCUACUAAUAUCGGUGGUUCUGUUGCUGGUACUGUUCGUCAGUAUGAUUAUUUUUGUUAUUAUGCUGCUUUUUAUGGUGUAUCUGGUUGUAAUGCUUGUGCUUCUGGAUAA
Adineta steineri is the source of this 684-nucleotide messenger RNA. The record is from the annotation of a GenBank genome assembly. NCBI's taxonomy places the organism in Eukaryota, Metazoa, Rotifera, Eurotatoria, Adinetida, Adinetidae.